This is a messenger RNA of Ostreococcus tauri, 3060 nucleotides long. Its product is annotated as Armadillo-type fold. Gene Ontology annotation, cellular component: cytoplasm; nucleus. Bases 1 to 3060 code for a protein of 1019 amino acids. The record is from RefSeq and is a predicted model, not a curated record. The transcript has a single exon. Gene Ontology annotation, biological process: protein import into nucleus. Lineage: Eukaryota; Viridiplantae; Chlorophyta; Mamiellophyceae; Mamiellales; Bathycoccaceae. Gene Ontology annotation, molecular function: nuclear import signal receptor activity.
AUGGCGUGCGUGACGUUUAAACGGCGGUGUGGGGCGCGGGAGUACGCGCGGAGCGGGUCCGUGGGGGAGAGAAGGGCGGGGAGGAGUGGGUUGUUGGACGCGGCGAUGAGCGCGCGGGAGGCGUCGACGCGAAACGCGCUGUUGGACGUCAUCGCGAAGAUCGCUCGGUGGUGCGUGCCGACGAACGAGUGGCCGGAGUUGUUGGAGUUCAUGGGACAGUGCGCGAACUCGCCGGAGACGGCGCACCGGGCGUUGGCGUUUCGGUUGUUUGAGAGUUUGACGGAGACCAUCGCGAGCGCGCUGAGCGAACACUUUGGCACGCUCGCGGGGUUGUUCGCGAACGCUUUGAGGGACGAGUGCGAUGAGGUUCGAACGAGUGCUUUACGAGCGGUCGGUGCGCUCGUGGCGAACUCGUCGGGGGAGCCAGAACAGGUGAACGCGAUCAAGGCGCUCGUCCCGCACGUCCUCGACGCGGCCAAGACGGCGGUGUUAAACGGGGAUGAAGACAGCGCAUCGAUCGUGUUCGAGGUUCUGGAUGAGCUCACGGAGAGUCGAACGAACGCGUUGGGAGGUCACGUGCCGGCCGUGGUGCAGUUUUGUAUUCAGGUGGCCACGGCGGAGAGAGAACUGGGCACGCACGCGCGCCGACGCGCGCUCGACGUUCUGUCCUUCAUGGCUCGUCACAAACCGAAGGCUUUGAUCAAGUCAAAGUUGAUCGAACCCAUGCUUCAAGUCCUCUGUCCGUUAUGCGGGGAGCCAAAGGAGGCGGAACUCGCGGGGGAGGAUGAUUUCGAGGAGGAAGAGGAGCAAGAGAUGCAGAUUCAGACGUACGCGAGUCAGCUCGUGGACGUCUUAGCGCUCAAAGUGCCGGCCAAGUACGUAUUGCCGACUGUUCUCGCGUUCGCCGCUGGUCAUAUCAAUGAUACAGCGAACGAGCGUCAACGUCACGCCGCGGUAGCCGUGCUCGGCGUCGUUACCGAGGGCUGCUCGGAGGGCGUGCGACAGCACGCAAACACCAUCGUGCCGAGCGUCGUCGCGCGUCUGAGCGAUCCCAGCGCAAACGUGCGAGGCGCCGCGGCAUUUACCCUCGGGCAAUUUGCCGAACACCUCGCUCUGUCGAUAGACGAUCCGGACAUGCAUAAGCAAGUGUUACCGAGUCUGUUCAACGCUCUCCCCGGUGAGCAGGUGAAGAGCGUGCAGGAACGGAUGAUGUACGCCAUGGACUCGUGGUUGGAGGAGGUUCACGACGAGGUCGGGGUGUACGUCAAACCUCUGCUAGAUAUCGUGUUCAUGGCCAUCGAUAACGGCGCCAAGCAACACGUGCGCGAGAUGUUGCUCUCGGCGCUCGCCUCGGCGACUGCUUCGAGCGGCGACAAGGUGCACCCGUACCUGACCGAGCUCUUACCCAGACUCGACGUCUGCCUCAAGCUGACGGCGGAUGAGGAUUUGAACAUUCGCGCGCGCGCGUUGGAGGUGCUUGGUAUGCUCAUCUCUGCGGAGGGUGGGAAAGAGGCCAUGGGUCCGCAUGUGGACAGCGCCAUGCAAGCCGGUCUCGCCGGUUUCGAGCUGGAUUUCGCGGAACUGAGAGAGUACGCGCACGGCCUGUUCGGCGAAGUCGCGGAGGGGUUGAAGGAAGACUUUGCACCGUAUCUCGCCGUGUGCGUGGGUAAGGCGUUCGAGUCGCUCGAGCUGGAUGACGGGAUCAUGUUCGACAGCGAGGACGAGGCGGACCGAAACGAACUCGAUUCGGACGAGGAGGAGGAGGAUAUGUCAAGAAAGCCCUCGGGUUACUCCAUCCGUUCGGGCGUGAUGGAAGAAAAGUCAUCUGCGUGUAAAGCGCUGAACUGCUACGCGUCCCACUGUCCGCGGGCGUUCGCUCCGUACAUCGCUAAGGCGUCAGCUCUUCUCACGGAUGUCACGGAUUACAUGCACGAGAUGGUGCGUGUGCAGGCGCACUUGGCGCUCGCGCAGACGGCACUCGCGGCUGUAGCUCUCGAUCCGGCGGGUGCGAAAGACAUCAUCGACGAGUCUCUACGCGCUUCGAUUCGUGCGGUAUUAGAGGACGAAGAUCGAGAUGCCGUGGCGGCGAGCGUGGAAGCGGCGGCGUGGCUGAUCAAAAUUCUCAAGGAUCAUCCGAGUUUGGACGUCUCGCAGCACGUCGUCGAUCUCACGGCGGCGAGCUUAGAAAUAUUGGAGGGCAGAGCGCUGUGCCAAGUGGAGGAUGGAUACGACAGCGAAGAGGGCGAUGAAGAGGUCGACGAGGACGAAGACGAAGAUACGGAGUCAGGAUUGGUCGUCAUUGAGGCCAUCGCGGAACUCUUACCCGCUCUGGCCGUGUACAUGGGAGCCGCGUUCGCGACGCACUUCGUUCCGCAUUUCAAUGCGUUGAUGAAACGCACGGGGGAAAACAACACCGAGACCGAGCGAUCGCUCUGUUAUGCGACGCUCGUGGAGGUGGUACGCGCCGUAGGCGCUCCGGCUGCGGGAUGCGCCGGCGUCGCUCUUCCCAGAUGCUUGCGAGAUUGCAAGAGCGCGGAUGUGGGUUUGCGCAGAAACAGUGUGUACUGCACAGGCGUGCUGCUUCAGCUCGGCGCCGAGCACGGCGCGCCGUUCCACGUCACCGCGGCGCAGACGCUCGCGCCGCUGACGCGCGAGGGUGACGAAUCCGACGGGGGCGUCCGCGAUAACGCGGUCGGCGCUAUCGCACGCUUACUCCAGGUAAUCGACGGUCCCGCGCGCGAUCACGCAUCGGAGCUAUUAAAUGUCGUCCUCGGCGCGCUUCCGCUUCGUCACGACCUUGAGGAGGGUCCCGACGUGUACCACUGGCUCGCGUCCACGUUGGGAGAAAAUCCGUCGUCGCUUGAGGGAGAUGUGGCGUCGCGCGUCGUUCGCGCGUUCGCGGACGUAGUCGCGGAGGAACUCGCACCGAGUGACACGCUUCGAAUCAUAGCCAUCGCCCUGUCGCAAGGCGCGUCCAAGGACGAGCGCGUGCGCGGCGCGCUCGCGGAGGUAUCGCCGGAUCGAGCAGCGGCGAUUCGACGCGCCGGAUCGGCGCUCUAG